AUGCCGACCGACCCCGAUCCGAUGUUGUUUCAGCAAGGGGGGGGACGCGAUUUGUACGACACGAGCUUCCCCCCGUCCUCGCCGAUGAGCUCGAGCGGGCUGCGUGAUCCGUUCCAGUCUCAGCCCGUGUUUUCUGCGCUGGGACUCGACACGAUCGGCGGCGAGCCGUCGCUGCACCCCGGCGCCAUGCUCUGGCAGGACCUGCGCAGCGAAGCGCACGAGACGAGCGACUCGUGGACCAAUGCGUCCUCGGACAUGCUCCCGGGCGUGUCCAACCUCAGCCUGAGCACGCCGUCGCAGCGAUCGCAGACCAUCCACUCGAUCUCCUCUGAAGACACGAUCGGAGACACAGCCACCGUCCUUUCCCCUACGCGCGAGGCGCAGCAGACGCCCAUGACGCCGAUCAAGAACGUCUCGCGCGGCGCACAGGGCAUGUCGCGCCCCCCCUCGCCCCCGAUUUCGUCGCUGGACGACGAAACUCCGAUGAAAGCCCCCGACGAGCCUUUUCACGGCGCAUUUCUGUACGAGCUCAGCGCCACGCCGCCGAGCAUGAUGCCCCAUGGCGUGCCCCCUAUGACGCCACUCACCGAGGCACGGCGCGCGACGAUCGACGACCCACGCUCCCUCCAAAACCACAGCGUGCGCACGCACCGCUCGGGGCCGAGCAUCUCGUCGUCCUCGGCGAUUUCCGCGUCCACGCCCGAGUACGGCUCAGCGCACAGCAUCGCCUCGUCACUCGACCUGCGCUCGCCAGGCUUUCCGCACGAAGGCCACGGCGAGCGCAUGUCGCCCCACAAGGCGCCCACCCUGCCGUACGGCGCGGAAAUGUACGCCGCGAUGCAGCACCACCAGGCCCCGCCGUACUACCAGGUGCCCUUUACGCCACAAAGCGCCGCGGCCAUCUCGCGACAGGGGCUGCACGGGCCCAUCUCGCUAGACGAGCCGUUUGGCACGCCAGAGCAGUUCAUGUCCCCGCUGAGCUCGGGGGGGAUGCCGCCGUACAUGUCGCCGAGCGCCGUGCCGCCGUACAUGUCGCCGUUGCACUCGGGCGGCGGCGCGCCGCCGACCAUGUCCCCCGGCCUCCUCUUCCAGGAAAGCGGCGCGCCAGGCGGGCCCAAGGUGAUGUCGCGCGUCGCCUCGGCGCCGACGCUCCACUCCCCGCUUCCCCACUGGUCCGCUGAGCAGGAGCGGGGGAUGUGCACGCCGCUGCAGGAGCCCAUGUCCUUCCCGGCGUCGCCCGCCUCGCACUCGGCGCACCUCCCGGUGAACUCGACGGCAAUGGCACGCAAGUGCUACACGCCGUACGCCAAGACGACGCCGGCCCUGUACGGCUCGCCGCUGGAAAUGGACCCAUUUUACGUUCCGGGCGGACUGAGCUCCUCGAAAAGCAUGAAUGCGAUCGGCUCCCCUGUUCCCCUCUCCCCCAUGACCCCGUCGGCGAACCGCCGGCGGUCGCGCAUGCCCGAGAGCACAAGCAUGCCGGGCGAGCAAAUGACCUCGCUCCUCGAAUACGAGGCCGCACAGAGCGCCGCACGCGCGCGGGGGCGCAAUGCUGGGCCGCCGCCGCUCGUCGUGAGCAGCGCGGACAAGCUGCACGUAUGCCACUGUGGCCGCCGGUUCAAGCGCAUGGAGCACCUCAAGCGCCACAACCGGACGCACACACAGGAGCGGCCACACAAGUGCCCGGUAGAGUCGUGCGGCAAGAGCUUUGGGCGUUCGGAUAAUCUCGCACAGCACCUCAAGACGCACUACCGACCAGCGGGUCUGGUCAGCCGUGCGUCGGAGGUGGCGCAGCCCGAGCCUGUCGAGCCCGCACGGCCCCGCGACCGGCGGCACGACCCGUACGCUGCCGCUGCCGCCGCCGCUGCCGCCGCGUCGGCGGCGAUGGGCGCCCCCCACGAUAUCAAGCCAGAACCCCAGGGCGUAUAG
This is a messenger RNA of Malassezia japonica, 1929 nucleotides long. RefSeq lists its product as uncharacterized. Gene Ontology annotation, cellular component: Tec1p-Ste12p-Dig1p complex; Ste12p-Dig1p-Dig2p complex; nucleus. Gene Ontology annotation, biological process: sexual reproduction. The record is from RefSeq and is a predicted model, not a curated record. The transcript has a single exon. Bases 1 to 1929 code for a protein of 642 amino acids. NCBI's taxonomy places the organism in Eukaryota, Fungi, Basidiomycota, Malasseziomycetes, Malasseziales, Malasseziaceae. Gene Ontology annotation, molecular function: DNA-binding transcription factor activity.